UCCUAUCGUGUUUCACCUCCGAUUUGUUUGGCUCGUGCAGGCGUGCGGUUUAACACGUGUUUACGAGACGCAAAAGUCCGUAAAAAAAGCCACCCCGAGCCAUCAAACCCCCAAAGUAGUGAUAAAUCGCUCAGAUAACCUCCGGAAAUAUUUUUGUACGAAUAAAAAUCACUGGAUCUGCGAUGGAGAACGGUAAAUCUGAGGAGAAACCAGAGGUAGCCUCGGAGGAGAAGCCAGAGGCGGCCCCGGAGGAGAAGCCGGUGGCAGAGGCAAAACCUGAGGGCGAGGAAACUAAGGAAAAUGAGGGUGAGAAAGCCGCCGAGGAGGCGGAGAAGUCUGAUGAAACCCCAGAGGAAGUUACUCCAGAGCUUUUGGAGAAGAUUAAAUCACAGAUCGAGUUUUACUUCGGUGACUGUAACAUGCAGCGAGAUAAGUUCCUCAUUGACCAAGUGAAACUCGACGAGGGAUGGAUUCCAAUGAGCAUAAUGCUGAAGUUCAAAGCUCUGGCGUCAAUCAGUCAGAACGUGGAGACCAUCCUGAAGGCCCUUGAGGACAGUGAACUCAUGGAGAUCUCAGAGGACAGGAAGAAGAUCAGACGCAGUCCAGAGAAGCCACUGCCUGUCUACGAUGAGGCUUACAAAAAGGCACAGGAGGAGAGGUCUGUUUACUGCAAGGGCUUCCCUCUGCAGGGGACCACCGUCCAGGUUCUCAAGGAAUUCUUCAAGGACUUUCAGCCUCAUGAGACUAUUUUCAUGAGGAGGUAUCCCGACAAAGAAAAGAAUCAAUUCUUCUUCAAAGGUUCAAUAUUCAUCCAGUUCACGACCCUGGAGGGUGCUAAAGAUUUCAUGGCUAGGGAGUCUGUUAAAUAUGGAGACAAGGAGCUCAUCAGGAAGUGGAAGAAUGAUUACUUGGUUGAGAAGAAGAAGGAAAUUGAGGAGAGGAAAAGCAAGAGAGAUGGAAAGGGAAAGAAGACUGAGAAGGAGGAAGAAGUAAUGGAGGCUGAGGACCCUGAAGACGACACUGUCUUGCCCAAAGGCGCAGUUUUAAGUUUCACAGGAGCUGGGGACGACACUCUAAGAGAGGACAUCAAGGAAGCUGUGGUCAAGCUCGCAGAACUCAUUCCAGAAGAAAUUGCCUUUAUGGAUUAUGAGAAGGGAAACUCAGAGGGCAAGAUACGUUUUCAUGGAGAGGGCACUGCUACGAAGAUUCUGAAAAAAUUCACCGACAAAGAGCUCACAGUAAAUGAGUCUACACUGAGUUUCAGACUCGUGGAGGGUGAGGAGGAGGAAGAGUACCUGAAGAAAGUCAAGGGACAGAUGAACCAGAAGAAGCAGAAAAUAAAGAACAACAAACGUGGUCGAUCAAAGAGAGGACGCGGUGGAGGUGCCAGAGGCAAGAAGAGGGGAGGCAGUCCCAUCCGCGACUCCCCAUCCAAGAAAGCUGCCAAGACUUCAUAAGUAACUUUUACUACUUUUUGUUAAACAUAACAAAUCAAUGUUUUUCGUUCUUGUUCUCAUAAUUCCUUACGUUCCUUGGUUGGGAAAACCAAGCCUCUCUAUCCCAUAAUUUCUACUCAGGAUUUAAAUACCAUUAUCUUAAGAAAAGUGACAGAAGAGAAUAUGUAUAUCUCAGUUUAAUUAAAAUUCAUGAGCUUUAUAAA
Molecule: messenger RNA, 1660 nt
Organism: Diachasma alloeum
Lineage: Eukaryota; Metazoa; Arthropoda; Insecta; Hymenoptera; Braconidae
Gene: La
Product: la protein homolog
Exons: 6
Coding region: 183-1457 (424 amino acids)
Biological process (GO): RNA processing; positive regulation of translation
Cellular component (GO): ribonucleoprotein complex; cytoplasmic stress granule; nucleus
Molecular function (GO): RNA binding
Source: RefSeq, a predicted model, not a curated record